AUGCUGUCCUUUGAGCGUCGUGAAGCGGCGACAGCCCACAAUGCGUCAUCGCCGAGGAGUCCUCCUGGGUACGAGCUCCCAAAAUGGCUCCGCCCGAGAUCCAAGGCCCGCCAAUCGCCAGCCCAGAACGGCCCCCACGGCGCAACCACGUCGGGACUGUUGUCUCUGCCCGUGGAACUUCAGUUCAUGAUCACCUCGCAUCUGGAUCUGGCUGAGACGGUUGCGUUGCGCCGGGUUUGUCGCCUUUACCGUCACGUGAUCACAGCCGACAUCGUCCAGGCACAGUUCUCCAGGUAUGGCCAGUACGAUGCCAUCCUGCAGGGCUGUUGUAGCGAGUGUCUGACGACCCCGGGGCUGGACCGUCUGAUUCUGGACGUCACUCGCGAACACGACGCCUGGCGGUCCAUCUGCUUCCGAUGCUGGCGCACCCAGCUGACCCCGGACUAUCAGCGCAAGCAUGGUCCGUUGCUGGAGCUCGCGAACGGGGAGUAUGGGUACAUUUGUCACUUCUGCGCGUGGCCCGUGUGUGGCGGCGACGGCCAGGAGGGUUCGCAAGAGCUGCUUCACGCGCCCUGCAGGGUGAAGCGUUACCUGGCGACCAUUACGUGGUUUGUGAUGGCCAUCCUCCAAGUUGGGCUCGGAGUCUUGGCACUUGUUCUUGCUGUCACGCAGUACAGGAAGGUACCGACGGUCCUUAUUCCUACUUGCAUUGAUUUCGGCCUGUCGAUUGUGGCCUUGGCGCUGUUCAUCAUACGCACGUGUGCCCAUGAUGAGCAGAAAUACACAUAUGCUCUGGCGGCUGAGCUCAUGAUGACGGUGGUCCGGAUACCCCCUGUCUGCUACACUGCACGGGAAACGGUGAAUACACCAAACGUGACCUUCAUGUCCAAGUUUGCACUGGGCAUUUUUCUGCUGAAUCUGGUAUUUCGCUUCGUGGACACUGUUGGGUAUACGCUUCUGUACUUUGGCUAUGACCCCCGCAGCAUGUUCAUUGCAGGCUUAUCGCUGCGCAAGAAAAUGGUCUACAUGCUGUGCACCUUUGUUGUGUGGUGUGCAUUCAUCCCGAAUUGA
This is a messenger RNA of Neoarthrinium moseri, 1071 nucleotides long. RefSeq lists its product as uncharacterized. The transcript is spliced from 3 exons. Bases 1 to 1071 code for a protein of 356 amino acids. The record is from RefSeq and is a predicted model, not a curated record. Gene Ontology annotation, molecular function: protein binding. NCBI's taxonomy places the organism in Eukaryota, Fungi, Ascomycota, Sordariomycetes, Amphisphaeriales, Apiosporaceae.